AUGUCCUCAGGGGAAGAAGGCCCGUACGAGUCUGAACAGGCAUCAGGGCCAACAAGGAAACGGACUCGCCGACGCAUUCAGCGAAGCUGCGAUGUCUGUAGGCGCAAGAAGAUCAAGUGCGACUGGGCCCUCUCGCGAGACAACAAGUGCACGUUCUGCAAGACCCAUAACUUCGAGUGUCAACAUACUCACGGCGUCAGGGAGGAGAAGCUGGAUCCAGCGACAGAGGAAGUCGAGUCUCUGGAGAGCCUGGUCAAGAGCAUGGCGCUCUGGAUAUCAGAGCGUCACCCAGAUGUCAACCCUACGAAGGAGUUCAGCAUGCCUUCAAGCCUCGCACAAUGGUUCAACGAACGACAUGAUCGUCCUUUGGGUACAACGCUCAAAAGACUAUCUGGUGAUCUCGCCCGCAUCAACCUCAUGGCGGACGACCAGCAAAAGGACGAGGAUGACUUGAACGAGGAAGGUGAUGGCGGGGACUACAAGCUCUCCGAGUUACAGACACGCUUUCAGAGCAUGAGCAUGAUCGAACACUUCCUAGGCAAAGGGAGUGUACUGGGGAGAUCGAGCGGCCUCGCGUUGAUACAGCACGCGCUGGAGCUGAAACAGAACCCGAACGCGCAGAAGAUUGGGCAUAAUCGAUCUAUACCCUCCAGGCGCAAAGACCUUUGGGACUCCAACCAGUUCCUUUGGCUGAAGUCAAGCUAUGACGCACGCAUCUUCAACCUGCCGCCCGGUGAUUUGAUGCAGACUCUAGUAAACGGGUACUUCACCAGCCACGAACCCAGCAUACUGCUAUUCCACGAACCGACCUUUAGGCACAACAUGAACAUGGGUCUUCACUUCCGCGACCCGGCAUGCGCCGCCAUCAUACUUCUCAUCUGCGCCCUCAUGUCCCGAUACAGCGACGAUCCCAGAGUCCUCUCCAGCGGCUCGGGCUCUUGGUACUCUGUGGGCUAUACGUGGUAUCUUCAAGCGAAGGACUAUUAUACGCCAUCGAAGUCCGCUCCGUCAUUGCAUGAUGUCCAGCUUUAUACGCUCAUGACUGUAUACCUCGACGGAUCAUCUUCUCCUCAAACUGCUUGGACUGCAUGUGGAACGGCCCUUAGACUGGCUAUGGACGUUGGCGCGCAUCGGAAGAAAGCCUACCAAAAGGUGCCCACAGUCGAAGAUGAGCUUUGGAAGAGAGCCUUCUGGAUCCUGGUGAUCCUGGAUCGUCAAGUGAGCGCCCAUCUGGGCCGUUCCUGUUGCGUUCAAGACGAAGACAUAGACCUCGAGCUGCCUCUCGAAGUUGACGACGAGUACUGGGAGCAUGCCGAUGCGACACAAGCAUUCAAGCAGCCGCACGGGAGGCCCUCCAGAGUCAGUUUCCUGGUCGCUUUGGUCAAACUCAUGAAGAUAUCCGGCGUUGCGACACGGACCAUCUUCUCGGCGAAUCCUCGGGCCAACAUACUGCUGGAGGCGCUGGGGAAGGGCUGGGAGCAGAAAAUAGUUACCGCGCUUGACUCAGCACUGAAUGAAUGGGUAUCGCAUGUGCCAGAUCACUUGAGGUGGGAUCCACGUCCUACGGAUACCGUAUUCCUCUUUCAAUCCGGCAUAUUGCACACCCAGUUCUAUCAGCUCCAAAUCAUCAUACACAGAGCUUAUAUACCCACGCCGACAAAACCUCCACAGACAACAUUCCCUUCGCUCGCGAUAUGUACGAAUGCCGCCCGGACGUCCUGUCAGAUCAUCUCCCACUGUCGCAAGAACAUACCCUGCUUCCGCAACAAUCGUAAUGCGUUUCAAUCGGCGACUUUCCAGCCUGCCUUGGUGCUCAUCUUUGCCAUCUGGAAUGCCAGGCGAAAUGGCUAUCAAAUCGACAUCACGAGAGAUAUGGGAUACAUCUGGGAGUGUAUGGAUACUCUGAGGGGCGCAGAAGACCGGUUCGUGAUCGCCGGUAAACUCUGGGACAUACUCUAUGAGCUGGUGUCUAUGGGGGACCUGCCAUUAUCGCCCGCGUUGACCCCGCCAGACUUAACGCAACUACCCGAGUCCAACGCGGAUGGCGCAUUGGGUCACUCUCUGUUCCCAAUCCCUGCCGAAACUGGCUCGACGUACAACAUGCCCCAGAUGGCCCCGGCAAUCGGCAAUACGCUCGACUUAGGCGACCUUUCACGGGCUCCUGGGUCCUUAGGCAGCGCUGACGCGACAGGGAUGUCCUCGUUCGCGCCCAUAUCGUCUCACGGUUCCGGUGUGAGCGCGCCGUCAGUGGACACAAUCGGUGGAUUCGAUACACCCGCCAUGGAUGAUCUGAUGGCUGCAUUCGGAUUCGGAGCCCUCGUCACCGCCGAAAGCGCCCACUACGAGGGGACUACGAUUCAUGGCGCAGCCGACGGUACAUUGGAUCCUUCUUUGAGCGCUAACGUAUCGGACUGGGACAGUUGGUUUCCAAGCCUGGCACAGUCGAGCACUCAGGAUGUUACAACAUCGUACACUGCGAACGGUCCGCAAUACCAUGGCCCGCAGCAUGCAUCGUCUACGUACAACCCUCUUGACGACCUCUUCUAG
Molecule: messenger RNA, 2547 nt
Organism: Peniophora sp. CBMAI 1063
Lineage: Eukaryota; Fungi; Basidiomycota; Agaricomycetes; Russulales; Peniophoraceae
Source: the annotation of a GenBank genome assembly